Messenger RNA from Saccostrea echinata, 983 nucleotides. Its product is annotated as glutathione S-transferase omega-1-like. Lineage: Eukaryota; Metazoa; Mollusca; Bivalvia; Ostreida; Ostreidae. The record is from RefSeq and is a predicted model, not a curated record. The transcript is spliced from 6 exons. Gene Ontology annotation, cellular component: cytoplasm. The coding region runs from base 13 to 852 and encodes 279 amino acids. Gene Ontology annotation, biological process: glutathione metabolic process. Gene Ontology annotation, molecular function: glutathione transferase activity; glutathione dehydrogenase (ascorbate) activity.
UGUUAAUAAACAAUGGAAAUGGCAGCGAGCAAACGGUUUGCGCAGACGGCUACUGAAGAAGUUAAACAAAAGAAAUUCAAGGAAGAAGAAGUGUCCCCUGGAUCACAGACUCAUCAGAAAAUGUCGAUAGCAUCUCAAAAAGCGUUUUCAACAGGUUCGGAAUUCCCGCCACUACAGACUGGUACCCUCCGACUCUACAGCAUGCGUCUCUGUCCAUACGCUCAAAGAACUAGAUUGGUACUUGUUCACAAGAACAUACCACAUGAAGUGGUCAAUAUUAACCUGAGCAAAAAGCCUGAAUGGUACCUGGAAAAAAUCAACCCCUUGGGAAAGGUCCCCGCGCUUGAGAAAGAUGGCAAGAUCAUUUACGAAUCGGACAUUUGUUGUGAUUAUUUAGACCAGGUGUAUCCAAACAACAAAUUGACCCCUGAUGACCCAUAUCAACAAGCUAAGGACAGGAUGUUACUUUCACAUUAUGGACAGGUGACUACGCAAUAUUACAAAUUCUACUUUGGUACACCGGACAGCUUUCCAGCGACGGCCGAGGCUCUCGGCAAAUUACUGUCGGAAUUUGACAAAGAAUUGGAAAAGAGGGGAAAAUUCUUUGGAGGCGAUAAUGUUCAAAUGAUAGAUUUCUUGGUGUGGCCCUGGAUUGAACGAUUCUCCGCAAUGGAAAAGUUGGUCAAUCAAGUAUUUCUGACAGAUGGAUUAAAACCAAAUUUGAUGGCGUAUCUGAAGAGAAUGGCAGACAUUCCAGCAGUUAAGAAGUGUAUGACAACGGAGGAUAAUCACCUAAAAUUUUACCACAGUGUCAAAAGUGGCAAUGGCGAUUAUGAUAUCGGACUUGAGUAAUUUUCUACGAAAAAGAGAGAAAAUUAAAAUCGAUGAUAAUACCAAUAUUAGGCCAUCAUUAAAAAUAUCUUUUUUUCCCCUAACCCGACCCUAAAAUUUGAAGUUGGGUAGGUAGGUAGGUAAAUAAUUUU